Molecule: messenger RNA, 4132 nt
Organism: Hydractinia symbiolongicarpus
Lineage: Eukaryota; Metazoa; Cnidaria; Hydrozoa; Anthoathecata; Hydractiniidae
Product: cGMP-inhibited 3',5'-cyclic phosphodiesterase 3A-like
Exons: 9
Coding region: 148-3486 (1112 amino acids)
Biological process (GO): signal transduction
Molecular function (GO): 3',5'-cyclic-AMP phosphodiesterase activity
Source: RefSeq, a predicted model, not a curated record
UUUCAUAAUAAGUAUCAGUAGCGGCUCGGCGUGCAAAAAGGAAGAGCUCCCCGAGCGAACUUCCUGAAGAAAACCUGACAUUAUUUUGCUUAUUUUGGUGCUAAAUCUCCUGGAAUGUGAUUAGGUGUAUCAAAAUUAUUUGCAGCUAUGGCAUCAAGAAAAAUAAAUAAUUUUGCAUGGAAGGGCGAAGAUUAUUUUUUAUCUCAAAUUACGACGCUGGAUAAAGUUGAAACUGUGAAUUCUCCUUGGGUAUUCUCAUAUUUUUUUGAGAAGUUAUCGAGUGUGUUUAUACUGAGGUACAUGAAGAGUGCAUAUAAAAACGACUGGCCAUUCUUUGUGAUAAUUUUGUGGACCAAAAUUGUUUUAUUGAUGACAAUAUUUUUAGUACUUCCAAAUGCUGUACUGACAAUUUUCAGUAUAUUAUUACAUACAUUAUUGCACACUGUUCUACCUGGAUUGUUAUGUUUUCUGGUUUACUUAUGGAUUGGAAUGAUUCUGAAAAAUCAGUCCUUGUUUUUUUCUGUCAGAUUAUGUUUUAUAAGUUGCAUAAUUCUUGAAGUUUUAAUUGAACUCUUUGUAAGCACGGGAUUGGAAUCCACAGCGAAUUCAUUUGUGAUUGGAACCACCUUGCUGUUCAUCAUAAUUUCAACUGGUUAUUAUAUAAUGGACAAAAAAUAUUUCAACACAUCGGCUUUGGUUGGUUCCAUUAUAUUUGCACGUUUUUUUGUAGUUGUAAACGUGACAACUUUAUAUUAUCAUGCAAUGUCAUCCUUAUUGAUGUAUAUGUGCAUUGUGGGAGGACUAGCUGUUUCAUCACUUCCAUACCUGCGUAUACCAGCAUUUAAUGAAGAAGACUCUAAUGACAACGAUUCGCCAUCAUUCGACAUGUCAACCAUACCAAUUAUACGUCAAAGGAGAGCUUCCAGUGUGGAAAUUCCCACCAUAAAUCAGAAUGGUGCAGUAAACGCACAGAUGAAAACAAGAAGGAAGUCUUUACCUGUUUUAGGACUGCCAACGAGAAAAGUGAGCAUGUCCACGAUGGACCUUACCAUCCUUGGAGAGGCGCAUGGCAUGAUUAGCGACCUUCUAGCUGACUCUUCUCUACCACUCAACGUGACUGGAACGCUUCGUAUUGUAGCUGACAUGAUAUCACCUUUGCUUCAACAUAGUUUCCAUCGUAACCAAAGCAUGCCGCCGUCAUUGCUGACAGUAUUUGAGAAGCAAUCGAAAGAAGAUGAAAAACAAGUUAUUAACCAGCCUGACCUCAAGGAUGUCGUCCCUCUGUCUUUAAAGCAGCGUCUUCAACGUAACUUGGGAGGAAAUUCACGUCGUAUGUCGAGCAGUUAUACCACUACAACUUCUGCUACAGGAAUGCCAACAAUCGAUAUGGAAUACCAUGCGAAGAAGAGCGCCAGUACUUCCUCAGCCAGUGGUAAAUGUAAUACAAAAAGAACUUCUUAUAGAUCAAAGUCUUACGCUGGCGUUUUUUCGACAAGUGAUCGGACUAAAGCAUUUACAAAUAAGUCUCAUUCGUUUUCAACGUCCACCACGCGUAACUCACCAACCGCGUCGCCGUCGUCGAGUAAAAAAUUGGACUCGAUAUCAGGCGAGGACGAUAUUUUUAAAGUGGAGAUCACUCGCGGAAAGCCUGUUUAUUUUGAGGGCAUGGAUACGGACAGUGAGGACGAAGAGUUUUCUUCGCCAGAAACUUCGAGCAGGACUGAAAAAGAAAACGUAAAACCUAUCAUAGAAGCAGUGAACAAUAUAGAAAUUAUUACCAAUGAUUCUAGGAAACUUGUAAAGAAACUUUCUAGUUUAUCAGAGCAGAUAGAGGAAGCGAAUUCCGAUAACAGUGACGUAGCUGACUCUAUGUCUCAUGUGGACUCGGUUAACCAGCCUGUCGUAACAGUGGAAAUCGAAAACAAUAAGCCUUUAGAUAAUUCUUUGAAUAAAAAUGUGUCUAGUAGUAACGAACUUAACUCGGAGGAGAGUGUUAAAGUUAAUACAGAUUCAACGACGGCUAGUCGUACGGCGCCGCCGUUGGCACAACGCAAUGUUAAUUUAAACGUAGCUGAAGUAGCACCCGUAAGAAAGACGUCAGUCGAUGAAUCGAAUACUACGUUUCCACAGGAGAGUCUUUCUAUACCAACAAAUACAGCACGGAGGAGGAGCUCGCGAGAGCUGCAUUUAGAAUACGAAAUGGCGGUGUCACAAGAAAUUGAUGGCCUCCUAAUGAACUUAAAUCAAUGGGAUUUCCCUAUCUUCGAAUUAAGCGAAAAAUGUAACGUACUGACACAGCUCGCUUUUCGCAUAUUCCAAGUCUGCGGCUUCUUUACCACUUUCAAAAUACCGGAAACUACAUUCUUAAAAUAUUUCCGUGCAUUGGAAAGUGGUUAUCACAAUAUUCCAUACCACAACAGAAUACACGCUGCGGAUGUACUGCAUGGUGUAUAUUACCUGACUCAGCAUAAAAUACCAGGCUUUAAUUCCACCCUGUCAAGGCGGUCCAGCGUGACUGACAAUACCGACUUGUCAAACUCAUCGUUCGACGACGAAUACACAUACGGAUGCAUGUCGGAUGUGAUGCCAGAGUUAGAACUGAUGGCGCUCUACACAGCCGCAUCCAUGCAUGAUUUUGAUCAUCCAGGUCGUACGAAUGCUUUUCUUGUAGCUACUCUCAACCCAAAGGCGUUACUGUACAACGACAGAUCAGUGUUGGAGAAUCAUCACGCUGCUGCAGCUUGGUCGCUCCUUGUCACCAAUCCUGGCCUGAAUUUCCUCUCUUCUCUUGACCCCGCUGAUUUCAAACGAUUUCGUUUUAUUGUGAUCGAAGAGAUUUUAUCGACAGAUCUGAAAAGGCAUUUUGAUUUCUUGACGGAAUGGAAUUCAAAGAUAUCGGAACAGGGAGGUGGUCUGAAUUUUUCGAGCGAAUCGGAUCGAUUAUUGGUUGGUGAAAUGGCCAUCAAGCUAGCUGACAUAUCCGGUCCAAGCAAGGAAUGGAAUUUGCAUUAUCGCUGGACCGAUCGAAUUAUUGAGGAAUUUUACCAACAGGGUGAGGACGAAAAAACACUUGACAUGCCGCUCUCAGCAUACAUGGAUAGAAAUGACCCAAAGGUGCCUCAGUUGCAAGCUUCUUUUAUUAAGCAUUUAGUUUCGCCCUUGUACAUGGCUUACGAAAAAGCCGGCACGAUGCCCGGUGAGUGGGUAGACUCCGAUUCUGACGACGACGACAGCACAAACGUGUCCGACGCCGAGACGAGUGAUAGCGAAACAGCAAAAGCGGUGAAAGCGAAAAAAAAGACUGUCUUUAGCAUUGUUAUUGAUAAUAUUCAGACUAAUCAUCAAAAAUGGUUGCGGAUUAUCGAGGAAGAAGGCGAAACGCAAGAAAAUAACGAACUUACCGCUCAGAAGUCCUCAGAUGAAGAAACCAACGAUCAAGCUUCCAGCGGAACACCUAGUGGAAAUUCAACUGAGAAAACAGAUUAAACGAAAAAAAAUGUCGUUAAAUACGUUUGAAAUCGAAUGAGUGUCAAUCUGCUCAACAUGGUCGGGAAUCUCUGUCAGGAAGUAAACGACAGAUCCUACCUGUUACGAUGUGCUUGCGUAAAAGCAUUAACGAGCUGAAUAAAGUUUGUGUUUUAGUACACGCGUGCGAGUGUGGUUAACAUAUCCACGCAUAGGAUAUACAAUCAUUGAUUGAAACAAGAAUAAGGAAAAAAAUAUAUAUAUAUAUAUAUAUGUACAUUACGAAAAACUAAUAAAGUUUUUCCGUUCUCUUUUUUUACUCCUGCACCACAAGUCUUUGUACGUUAGAAAUAUAUUUAUUAGUGGGAAGACAUUCUAUACACAAACGAAAUAAUCAAAAAACGGAAUCUUAAAAUUGUCAAAUGUAUGUAGCUGCAUUUAUUUUCUGUCGUUGAUAUUUAUUUACUUACCUAGCCAAUGUGACAGCGGCUUUGUUAUGAUAACAUUUAAAUAUGUACUGCUAUUUGUAACAUUGCGGUUCAGCUUGCUAGUGAGGAUUCUUACACAGUAAAAUAAUUUAUUAAACGUAUCUUUUUUAUGAUAUCAUCAUAUUGUUAUCCGUAUUAGAUUAUGAUGUUAUACACAAAAAUAAAUGUGUUCAUUUCCA